UAUGUGCUUAGGGCUGUGUUACGUGCAGACAAUACUAACUAACGAUUGUGCGUAUAUAUUAAAGAAAAUCAUCCGCUUUUCAGACAGCAACAGACAGACUUGUGGCAGAAUGCAGGGCUGUCGCUGACCACCUCCUCAGCAGCUGUCUCUCUGUGUGGACUUUGAAGAGGACGGACAAGGACAAAAUGCCACUACGGGAAUCAGUCACUCAGCUCUGUUUCGGACGGGGAGAAAAACAAUAAUCGCCCUUUAAAAAUCUGCUUUGGAUCUACCUUACUAUACAUUUGGAUUUUUGUAUCUUCCCAUAGAGUUUUCUCUCCGAACAGUUGUUUUUCCUGAAGAACGGUGACUCACUGCGGGCAGAAGGCGAGUCGCUGCAUCCUAAUCAGACAGCGGAGAGGACUUCAGCUCAUUGACAUUACAGUCAUACUUUUCUGGAGCACUUUUUUUUUUAUUUCCACUGCGCUGCACUGUAGCCUGCGUGUGCAGCGGAGGCUUGUGGCUUUUCUCCCAGCACAGAGGAGGGAAAGAGGAUACGGGUGGUGGGCUAACACGAAAGUGGUUAGAGAAUGAAACUCUCCCUAAACCCUGCUGGAACUGACUGUUUUGGUUUUUACAUUUAUAUUAUUUGGACUAUUACAGCACUUUUUUGGGUUGUAUGAAGAAACACUUACAAUGACUAUUUUGUUCGGAGACUGGAUCGCGAUUAUUGCUCAGAUGAGUCUGGGCGCUCAGCUGAAUAUAAAUUAGGUGUUCAGCGCCACAGAUUGCUGGAAGAGGCAGAGGAAGAGAGAGACAUAGCAAAGACAAUCCACAAAGACAGAUGCGAAGGGCUCACAUGAUGAACAUAACUCUUUUUUUGAUCCUGAAUAAUAGAAACAUCACAUUUGAACAAAAUAUCAACAGGUCAAAGGAAGCAUAGACAAGAAACAGUUUAUAGCUGCUUUUACGGAGUGGGGAUGUAUCUUUCUAUUUUCUUUUUCCUCCUCCUAUGGGCUCAAGCCCUGACAUUGAAGAACUUAAAUUACUCUGUCCCGGAGGAACAGGGUCCAGGGACAGUGAUUGGGAACAUAGCCAAAGAUGCCAGACUCGGACUUGAACAGGUUGGGCCGGGACAGGGUAAGAAAGCCAACUUCAGGGUUCUUGAAAACUCAGCACCGCAUCUCAUCGACGUGGACCCUCAAAGCGGACUGCUGUACACAAAGCAACGCAUUGACAGGGAAACCUUGUGUAAGAGAAACCCCAAGUGCCAGCUCUCCAUGGAGGUGUUUGCCAAUGACAAGGAGAUCUGCAUGAUCAAAAUAGAUAUCCAGGACAUUAACGACAACUCACCCGCUUUCCCCUCGGAUCAGAUUGAUAUUGAAAUUUCUGAAAAUGCAAUGCCAGGGACACGUUUUCCCCUGACCAGCGCGCAUGACCCAGAUGCAGGGGAGAACGGCCUGAAAACCUAUCAAAUAACACGCGAUGACUACAAUCUAUUUUCGUUAGAGGUAAAAUCCCGUGGCGACGGGACUAAAUUUCCAGAAUUAGUUAUUCAACGACCAUUGGACCGCGAAGAACGAAGCCAUCACACCCUCAUUUUGUCAGCCACGGAUGGGGGCGAAUAUCCUAGGUCAGGUAACAUGCAGAUAAAUGUUAAAGUUAUUGAUUCCAAUGAUAACAGCCCUGUGUUUGAUCAACCAUCGUAUAUUGUGGAAAUUCCUGAAAAUUCUCCUCCUGGUAAAGUGCUGAUCGAUUUAAAUGCCACUGAUCCUGAUGAGGGCAACAAUGGACAAGUAGUCUAUUCUUUUAGUGGCUAUGCCCCAGAGAGAAUCCGGGAGCUCUUUUCCAUAGAUUCAAGAACAGGGGUCAUAAAGAUUCAGGGUGAAAUUGACUAUGAAGAGAGCCCAGUCAUUGAGAUUGACGUCCAGGCAAAGGAUCUAGGUCCCAAUCCAAUCCCAGGCCAUUGUAAAGUCACAGUUAAAGUGCUUGACAGGAAUGAUAACUGGCCAUCUAUAGGCUUUGUGUCUGUGAGACAGGGAGCCAUCAGUGAGGCAGCACCUCCAGCCACUGUCAUUGCUCUGGUCCGUGUCACAGACAAGGACUCAGGCAGGAAUGGGCAGCUUCAGUGCAGAGUGCUGGGUAAUGUCCCUUUUAAACUUGAGGAGAACUAUGAUAACUUCUAUACUGUAGUAACAGACAGGCCCUUGGACAGAGAGGCGCAGGAUGAGUAUAAUGUCACCAUUGUGGCCAAAGACAACGGCAUUCCUCCUCUAAACUCCACAAAAUCCUUCACCGUAAAGAUUCUGGAUGAGAAUGACAAUGUUCCUCGCUUUACGAAGUCAGUUUACCUUCUUCAAAUACCUGAGAACAACAUUCCUGGGGAGUACCUAGGUUCAGUUCUGGCGCAUGACCCGGACCUUGGCCAGAAUGGCACAGUAUACUACAGCAUAAUGAACUCCAAUGUGAGUGGGGGUGAUGUCAACACCUAUGUUAAUGUGAAUGCUGCUAAUGGAGCCAUCUAUGCUGUGAGAUCCUUUAACUAUGAGCAAAUCAAGUAUUUUGACUUUAAGGUUCUUGCUAGAGAUGCAGGAUCCCCACACCUGGAGAGCAAUGCUACAGUCCGCAUCAGUGUUCUCGAUGUCAAUGACAACAUCCCUGUCAUUGUUCUGCCCCUACUUCUAAACGACACGGCUGAAAUCCACGUGCCGCGUAAUGUUGGUGUGGGCUACAUUGUCACCACAGUAAGGGCCGUGGAUAAUGACUAUGGUGAGAGCGGGAGGCUCACUUAUGAGAUCUCGGAUGGCAAUGAGGAGCACCUCUUUGAGAUUGAUCCAGUGACUGGGGAGGUUCAAACAGCCCACCCAUUCUGGGACGAUGUGAACCCCAUUGUGGAGCUGAUAAUUCGAGUAUCAGACCAUGGCAAGCCGACUCUGACUGCUGCCGCCAGGCUCAUCGUCAAGGCCUCUAACGGACGUCCCCCUGAUGGAUUGCCACGCACAAAGGACAAUCAGAACUGGGACAUGUCCCUGCCUCUUAUUGUAACUCUAAGCAUCAUAUCCAUCAUGCUUCUGGCUGCAAUGGUGACCAUAGCAAUCAAGUGCAAGCGAGAAAACAAGGAGAUCCGUACAUAUAAUUGUCGCAUUGCAGAGUACUCGCACCCUCAGCUGGGGAAAGGCAAGAAGAAGAAGAUUAACAAGAACGACAUCAUGCUGGUGCAGAGCGAGGUGGAGGAGCGGGAUGCCAUGAAUGUGAUGAAUGUGGUAAGCAGCCCUUCCUUGGCCACCUCUCCUAUGUACUUUGACUACCAGACACGACUGCCACUCAGCUCACCAAGGUCAGAGGUCAUGUAUCUCAAGCCCACUGCCAAUAACCUCAGCGUGCCCCAAGGCCACGUGGGAUGCCACACCAGCUUCACAGGCCCAGUCACCAGCACUACAGAUACACCUACUAACCGCAUGUCCAUCAUACAGACGGACAAUUUCCCCACUGAGCCUAAUUAUAUGGGUAGCAGACAACAGUUUGUUCAAAGCAGUUCAACCUUCAAAGACCCAGAGCGAGCAAGCCUCAGAGACAGUGGUCAUGGUGACAGUGACCAGGCUGACAGUGACCAGGACACCAACAAAGGCUCCUGCUGUGACAUGUCUGCAAAAGAAGCCCUCAAGUUGAAGGCUACAGGAGUGAAACCACCGCCUUUGGAGCAAGAUGAGGACUGUGUGAAUUGUACAGAAGAGUGCCGGGUACUGGGCCAUUCGGACCGUUGCUGGAUGCCCCAGUUCCCCGCUGGAGGAAACCAGGCCGAGGGAGUCGACUACCGCAACAAUAUGUUCGUGCCGGCAGGGAUGGAGACUGUGCCUGAGGCAGAGACCUACGAGACUGUCAACCCCAAUGGCAAGAAGACGUUCUGUACAUUUGGAAAAGAAAGGCGUGACCACACCAUCCUAGUGGCCAACGUUAAGCCCUACUUGAAGGCAAAACGCGCCCUAAGUCCACUGCUCCAAGAGGUACCCUCAGCCUCUGGUAGUCCUACCAAGAGCUGCUCAACCAUGUCUCCCUGCAAUUCAGUCAAAAGCCCAGCUGACGGAGCUGAAGGCAAACCUCCCCCUGCCACCUGCUCAGGCCAUUACGGGCCUCCUGAUGGUCAGUACCUGUCACCAACAAAACAAAGCAGAGACCAGGGGGUCUACCCACCAUUGCCUCCCAUGGACCCAGUGGCCAAGGUGCUUGCAGAAGCCCGCUCUAGGAUCAGCCAAGAGGCAACAGGGGAAAUGGAGUGUGUGCUGGAGCAGGUGGAGCCUGACGCAAGCCGUGACAGAAUGGACGCUGACCAGGUGGUCAGAGACAUCGACAAACUAUUGCAGGACUGCAGAGGAAGUGAGGCCACAGGCACACUCAGGAAGUGACACAAAGGACUGCAACAAAAUAUGUAUGAAGGUAGAGAGAGGAAUAUACUGCUAUUUCAAAAACUCUCAUGCCAAAACUGUCACCAAAACAAAUCAAAAAGGUUAAUGGGCUCUUAUCAUAGGAGCUCUUUUCUCUGUAUUGGUUGUUGAAAAUACUGACACUUAACAGACAAUGGGAACAUUUAUUCAUUUGGCACCCGUUUUGGGGCUAAGAUUGCUACCAACAAAAAGGAACUGGGUAACAUCUGAAUUCUGAUGAAUUUAUAAACUCUUUUUGUUUUGGAUUCUUAAGCAAAAUGCAGAGACUUAUGCCUCUGGCACCUCGCAAGCUAUUAUCUAAGUGCCCACCAGCUCAUAUGUGUGUUGUUCAUGGUCUCUUGUGAAAUCCUACAUAUCUAAGUGUGUGUAGGUGGAUUUCUGUUAUGUAUAUUGGCCAUAGAAACGGAAUGAAAAAAAAGGACUAUUUAUGGUCAGACAUGACAAUCGAUGCGGAAACAGUGAAAGAAAUUCUGAUCCAUUUGGGACAGUGAAAGGCCGAAAUACACAAAACAACCUUAUCUUUCUUGACUUUAAUAUAGGUGUUUAGUGUCUGAUGGAUCCUGUAUUUGAACAUGAAGAUAUUGGUUAAUCAGGUGUGUGAUCACAGUCGUCAGUUAAGGACUUGGGGACGAGGGGCUUAAUUGCUACGCUGAAGGAGAAUUAUUAACAGUGUAACCAUGUUUCACCUGUCAUUGUAGUCACAUGUGUAAGCUGUGUCUGUCUCACGCCUCUAUUUAAACAUUCAUGUUGCUCACUGGUGUAGUUGCAUGCACCAAUUUACACACAUCUUACACAUGUACACUACACUAUGCGCAUACACAUGCACAUGCACUGAUGACCCUACAAACACAUACACACUAAUGCUUACACACAACUGGCCAUCUGUGUAAUUGUCUUAUACAUGAACAUCAUCAGCUUUCUGUCCCUUGUGUACAGUGAUUUAUCAUGUGUGUGACUAUGCCUUAAGGCAAUCACAAGUUGUAUAAAAAGGGACAUUUUUUCCUUAACUGUGAAAAGAUGAUAUCUAUAUGAUCAUAUAGAUAACUAAAUGUAUGAAUCCAUGUAUAGUGUCCAAAUAUUAACAAAAUAUUUAUACAUUUUAUAAGAAAAAAAAGGAAAUGAGGAAUCUCAGCAAAAAGUGUCCUUGAGUUAGGGUCAAGUGAGGGGUAUCAACUCAAAGAACUGCAAAGGACACUGCCAUUGUUUCGAAGACAAAUAUCCAAAAAUAAAAAUAAACAAGAAAAUGUCCCUUCACAUUAUCACUAUACAUAAUAUCAUUAUAUGUGUAAAUGUACCCAAUUUAGAUGUGUUUACAUCAAAACAUAUUUUUAUUGAUUUUCCUGCAAUUUCUGUGCAUUUGAGCCAAAUUGUUAUGUGUACAAAAGCUAUAUUGUGUAUUUUAUUAAAUUAAUAUAUAGUUGUGUUGCAAUAUACAUGGGCUUAUAUUGUAUUUGGCAAACGUUGCCUUAGUAGCUGUCGAACUCUGUGAGUUUGCUUUAGUUUGGGUUUUUCGUUGAUGUUUUGUUUCCUCUCUAUUCUGCGUCUUUGCAGGCUGGCUUCAGUGCUUUUGAGAUGUCGCCUCUUUUUACCCGACGGUCCAGUUGGAUCAAAAUUAAUAACUGUUGAAAGCUUAAUGAGCCAGCUGAUAAAGAAUACAAUUCAAACCAACAACAAAAAGCAACAACCACAAGAUAACAGUUUAAAUAUUUUUACUGAGCAGAUUUUUACAGGGCAGCUAUUUUCUUUAACAAUAACUAGUAUGCGUAUCUUGUGUUCAUUAUGUUUUUACUUUCUUUCCAAAAAAGAAACCUGCCAUAUGGAAAGUGGAGUGGUUUCCUUGGUGAUCAUAAAACUGCCUUACUGUCUCUGCGGAGAGCUUGUUGUAUCUGUGGAGCUUGUGACUGCUUAUAAAGCCCUGGUCAACCAGAAUGUGCAUUUUCUAUGAAGGACCAAAAGAGGUUCUUUUUCAGCAGUCUGUGUUGUUUAUGUAUGUACUCCUUCUCGAUACAUGUUAGAAUUCUCAUACUUUGCAGAGAAACUUGACAUCUGAAAUUCUAUCUGAAGUUACUUUGGAUUUGAUGUCUUAGCUGUUUAGGUACACGGUUUAUAUAACCAAGUGUCUUCACAUUCAGGCUUUCUUAAAAAAAUGAUACAGACAUUUAUUUUUGAAAAUUUUGGCACAUUUCGGCCACUCUCUGAAAUAAGGGAGGUGCUUUUUCUAAUAUACUCUGAUAGUAGAAUAAGCAGAACAGUAGGCUAUUAGACUAUGUGUGUUUUGGGAAAUAUGACCACCUUCACCAAAUCUAUGUAAGAUGAAGCUGUGAGAGGGAACAGUGACUUGCGUUCAUAAGGCUCCUGAUGUGUUUAAUGUAAAGACAGAUAUAAGACAUGUUAUCCUCCACCCAUAUCACUUAUGACUAUUUUUGUAUUUCUGUUCCUACUUCUAUUUCUUAAUCGAGUUACAUGUUUGGACAUCCUCCUAUCAUUUUGCCAUUUUUCUGUCUCUUUUGUGUACUUGUUAUCUUCUUUCACUAUUCAUUUGCUUACUUUCCUUGUCUUCAGCUGUUUGCUUUCUCGCCUCUGAGAGCAAAGCAACUGUAAGCUCUUCUCCUCUCUUUUUUCUGUGAAGGUUUUGGUUUUGGAGAUGGCAGAGGCUGUUUUUAGAGAGGGCUCGGAAGAUUUGACAGAGGAGAAAAUUAUGUAUGGUUAUUUUUAAAUUAGAUUUUAUUUGUAAUCUCUCGCAAGUAUCUGGAUAAAUCAAGCAAGCCUGACAUUCACAUUAUAAAAACAUUUAAAAAAUGUGCCGUUAAAAAUGUGCACUGCAACUGUGAUGUUGACAAAAAUACACGUUACACGUGUGCGCAAUCACACAGCACGAUACACACAGACAGGCACCUCAGCAGCACACUGCCUUCAAUUAAAAUGCAUAGGCCCUUAAAGGUAAGAUGAAGGCUGAAAGAGAGGGCAAAUCACUACCCAGACUAAUGUGAAACACCUGCCUUCAUGCUUUCUUUUCUUUUCAGCCCAUUGUUCUCAGUCCUCAUGCUGGAUCAAGCAGUUUAUACCUGUGCUUGAUUCGCUUCCAUGGCCCUUAUUGUUUGACAAAACAAUUCAUUUUUUCUUAUUUUAUUUCUUUAACCUGUGUCCUAUAGCUUCAAUUUUCACUCACACAGAAUCUAGAUUGCUGUGGUCUCUUUUUUAUUUGGACAUUAAAUUAAAGUGAGGGGUCACCCCACAACUUGUCUGUUGCUCUGCCUGCUAGAAACAGUCACUGUCAUACAUCAUGCACAUUUAAGUACUGUCCCCUCGAAUGGUGUUCCCCUUGGCCUGGCCCCAGUCUGUACACUCACAAACUGAGCUAGGUCAAGUGGAUGGAAGGUAUUCUUUAAAGCCAUGGCCCCUAUCUCAGGCUAUAUUCUGUCUUUUAAAGCAGAGGCUGCUGUUGCUGAGGUCUACACAUAGUUUGAGAUUGAGCAAGGCCUCUCAUUGUUUAAUUACACACUGUUGGCGCCAUACACUGUUGGCAGUGCAUUACUCAAAUCUGGAGUGGGUUGUUUUUGCCCACUUGAGACUUGUGGUCUUAUUGAGUGAUUAAGACAGGGCCUUGUUGAAUGUGGCUAACCGCCUCUGGACUCACUGAUGCCGGUGCACCAGUCAACCACUGCUUCACACAUGUAGUGACAACAUGCCAUUUUGGUUAGUUAAAACAAGCACCCAAUGUUUGUCAGUGUUGUUCCCUCACCCCCAAGCCCACACAGAUAGCAUAGGGCUCCACGCUACGAUGGGCAACUGGUGAAAAGACCAGAGACAUUCAUUUGUAUGGAUUACUUCAACUGCUAUUGUCUAAAGGCUGUGUUUAUUGUGAUCUAUCUGAAAAAAAAAUACAUGAAAAGAUCAAAUAAAAAAGCAAUUACUAAUAA
Notothenia coriiceps (black rockcod) is the source of this 8341-nucleotide messenger RNA. It is a transcript of the gene pcdh17, whose product is annotated as protocadherin 17. NCBI's taxonomy places the organism in Eukaryota, Metazoa, Chordata, Actinopteri, Perciformes, Nototheniidae. The record is from RefSeq and is a predicted model, not a curated record. Bases 960 to 4382 code for a protein of 1140 amino acids. The transcript is spliced from 5 exons. Gene Ontology annotation, molecular function: calcium ion binding. Gene Ontology annotation, cellular component: plasma membrane. Gene Ontology annotation, biological process: homophilic cell-cell adhesion.